Molecule: messenger RNA, 297 nt
Organism: Zychaea mexicana
Lineage: Eukaryota; Fungi; Mucoromycota; Mucoromycetes; Mucorales; Lichtheimiaceae
Product: helix-loop-helix DNA-binding domain-containing protein
Exons: 1
Biological process (GO): regulation of transcription by RNA polymerase II
Molecular function (GO): RNA polymerase II cis-regulatory region sequence-specific DNA binding; protein dimerization activity; DNA-binding transcription factor activity, RNA polymerase II-specific
Source: RefSeq, a predicted model, not a curated record
AGUAGUAGCAUGAUGAUGAACACUCCGCGGAAGCGAUCCAAAACAUCCCGAGAACUAUUAACAGAAGAUGAAAAACGCGCCAAUCAUAUUGCCUCUGAACAAAAGCGACGAAGCACCAUUCGUAACGGAUUCAAGGAUCUCACGGAUCUCAUUCCGACGCUCAAAAACAUCAACAACUCCAAAAGCACGGUGCUAUUCAAGGCCGUUGAUUUUAUUCGACACCUUGAGAAACGCAAUAAAGGGUUGCACGAAAAGAUUGCGACUUUGGAGGCACGCGUUCAAGAUGCAAGACGGUUU